This is a messenger RNA of Apis laboriosa (Himalayan honeybee), 2490 nucleotides long. RefSeq lists its product as uncharacterized. NCBI's taxonomy places the organism in Eukaryota, Metazoa, Arthropoda, Insecta, Hymenoptera, Apidae. The record is from RefSeq and is a predicted model, not a curated record. Gene Ontology annotation, biological process: detection of chemical stimulus involved in sensory perception of smell; sensory perception of smell. Bases 1 to 2490 code for a protein of 829 amino acids. Gene Ontology annotation, cellular component: plasma membrane. Gene Ontology annotation, molecular function: olfactory receptor activity; odorant binding. The transcript is spliced from 10 exons.
AUGAAUCAACUAAACGAUCAAUCUGUAUUAAUACCCGUGUCUUAUGUCCGAGAUUACGAGUACAGCAUUCAGGUGAAUCGUUGGUUAUUAAAACCGAUCGGUGCUUGGCCGAAUGUCACGAAGACCACAAGAACUCAAAAAUUACUCGUCAAAUUAUUAAACUUUAUCUGCCAUUCGCUGAUUAUUUUCACGGUGAUGCCAUGCGUGAUGUAUAUUUUCUACGAAGAUGAAAAUUUGAAGACCAGGAUGAAGGCAAUCGGGCCAACAAGUCAUUGGAUGAUGGGGGAAUUGAAUUAUUGUUGUCUAUUGAUGAAAGCAAAGGAGAUUGUCUAUUGCAUUGAACAUAUAGAACAUGAUUGGAAAACAGUUCGAAAGGCCAGAGAUCGAGAAUUGAUGCUAAAGAACGCCAAACUCGGUCGUUUCAUCGCGUGCAUCGCCGCACUUUGCAUGCAUAGCGGAAUUAUGUCUUACACCGUGAUCACAGGUUUCAAAAAGAUAACAUUUCAAAUUGGAAAUGACAGCUACUCGAUGUAUCGGUUACCUUGUCCAUUCUAUACGAACCUGUUAGAUGUUAGAUUUAGUCCCAUGAACGAGAUCGUAUUCGUUCUACAGCUCGUCUCCGGAUUCAUUUCAACCUCGGUCACAGUUGGAGCUUGCGGACUGGCUGCCGUAUUAGCAAUGCACGCGUGUGGCCAGUUCAACGUGGUAAUGUCCAAGUCGGAUAACUUGGUAAAGAAUAACAAUGAGAAGAAACAGGACGAGCACAUGCUUCAUAAGAAGCUUGGUUUUAUCGUUGAGCAUCAUCUACGAACAUUAAGUCUUGUAUGGUAUAUGGAAAAAGUUAUGAAUAUGAUUUGCUUGGUUGAAUUAGUGGGAUGUACAAUGAACAUGUGUAUACUUAAAUAUUAUUUUCUCACGGAAAAAUCAAAGACAAUAUUAGCUAUAUAUGCAAUCGUAUAUGCAUCUAUGGUUUUUAACAUAUUUAUAUUUUGUUAUAUAGCAGAGAUAGUUACAGAACAGGGCAAAAAAGUGGGAGAGAAAUUUUAUAUGACUGAAUGGUAUCAAUUACCUCAUAAAACUGCUCUCGGCUUAGUAUUAAUCAUCUCAAGAUCGAGUAUGGUAAUUAAAAUCACUGCUGGAAAAUUCAUACAAAUUUCUAUCGCGACUUUUGCUGCUGUAUUUAAAGCAUCUUUUGCAUACCUCAACAUGAUCCGUACAAUUGCGAUAUAUCAAUGCAUGAAUACCGCACAUUAUUGUCAACUUCAUUUCACGAUGAUGAACCAAGCCGCGAUCACAGACGAAACUAAAACCAACAGUGAUUACAGUCUUCAGUUGAAUCGAUGGUUUCUAAAACCAAUCGGUGCUUGGCCUUUGUUCUCCACCACCACAAAACUUGAAAAAAUCGUUUCGUUAAUUUUAAAUAUCGUAUGUUACGCGAUUGUGAUAUUAUGCGCGACUCCUAGUCUGAUGCAAAUAAUCUUAGCCGAGGAAAGCUUUUAUUUGAAAUUAAAAACACUCGGUCCUGUGAGCCAUUGGUUCGUUAGCACUGUUAAUUACACAGCUUUAUUAAUGAAAAGUAAAGACAUACGUUAUUGCUUCGAGCAUAUGGAGGCUGAUUGGCAAACAAUAAAAAGAAUGGAGGACCAACGGACGAUGCUGAAAAAUGCAAAAUUUGGCCGCUAUGUGGCCGCCUCGUGCGCCAUCUUCAUGCAAGGUGGUAUUUUAUGUUUUUGCUUCGUGACUAUAUUGACGACGGAGACUAUUCAAGUAGGCAACGAGACGAGAGUUCUUCAUGUGCUACCUUGUGCUGUGUACAAAGAACUGGUAAACGUUGAGGAAAGUUCCAUCAACAUUUUUAUGCUUUGUUUCCAAUUUGUGGCAGCCGCCAUCGCAAAUUCCAGCACAGUUGGAAUUUUCAGUCUCGCGGCUGUUCUUGCCGCUCAUGCAUAUGGUCAAUUAAGUGUGGUUAUGGUAUGGAUCACGGAAUUCGUGAAUCAAUCGAGAGAGCAAAAAAAAACAGAUGAUUUUAAGGAAAUAGGAAUGAUCGUAGAACGACAUUUGAGAGUGUUGAAUUUUAUAACAUAUCUUGAGAAUAUAAUGAAUCGGAUAUAUUUUUUGGAAUUGUUUAGGUGCACGAUGAUCAUAUGUAUAGUCGGUUAUUAUAUUCUUACGGAAUGGGCGGAAAAAAAUGUUCAAAAUCUAACCACCUAUUUCAUGAUGCUUCUCUCGAUUUGUUUUAACAUUUUUAUUAUAUGUUAUAUCGGUGAAAUAUUGACAGAACAGUGCAUGAAAAUUGGUGAAGUGGUUUACAUGACAGAUUGGUAUUAUUUACCCGAUAAAACAAUCCUUAAUUUGAUUUUGAUAAUACUACGAUCGACUGUCGUAGUCCAAAUCACUGCUGGAAAAUUAUUUAAUAUGUCCGUUUAUACUUUCGGUGAUGUGUUAAAAACUGCUUUUGCAUAUUUAAAUCUGCUACGACAAAUGACGUGA